Molecule: messenger RNA, 2838 nt
Organism: Aspergillus tanneri
Lineage: Eukaryota; Fungi; Ascomycota; Eurotiomycetes; Eurotiales; Aspergillaceae
Product: putative LPXTG-motif cell wall anchor domain protein
Exons: 2
Coding region: 1-2838 (945 amino acids)
Source: RefSeq, a predicted model, not a curated record
AUGCCUGACCAGACCAGUUUGCAGACGUCACACGUAGCAGCUGGCAACCCAGCGUCUUCGUCUUCGUCUUCGUCUUCUUUCCCUGUAGACCAUUGUCGCUCUGGACCUUUACGGCCACGACGACAGACCGAAUCUGCCGUGCAGCACAUCGUCCAUGCACAACAUCUGGCUGCUCCAUCAUCCGGGGAGACCAUCCAGGGCGAUAAUUCCUCACGACGACCCGGCACGGCUCAUCAACAGCCUCUCUCGCAUCGUGUGGUCAUGUUUGUUGCCGAUCCCCGUGACCAGGGCAGAGCAGGCGCGCUAGCAUCCGCCGGCAACUCGUCCGCUGCGCCCGUCGCCUCAUGUCCAUCUCCAUCCUCUUCGGCUGCACAUCCCACCUUGUCGCUAUCUCCUCGUGUGCCUCAAAGUCGAUUCAGUUUCGAAUACCAGUCUCCUCUCCGCAAAAGAGCCCUGACCUCGUACAGCGGCAGCGCCGUCCCCGCAGUCAACGCCUUUCCGUCCCCGAACCGGGAUCCCGCGCCAACGCCAACGCCAAUCCAGACCCCAACCCCCCAGCGCACUCCGUUGUACGACCGACACCGGCGAUCAGUUCCCAGCUUCAAUUUGCCCCUGUCACAUCUUCGCGCUCCCACAGUCUCCGCCUCGCAGCCUUCAUCGCCCCGGUUGGCCCUGGAAGAGGAGAGCGACUCCGCGCUACCCCUGGAUGCUACCGGCUCGACGGUUCGAGUGCUGAGUCCCAAUGCGACGAAGCGUCGGAAACAGUCCUUUCAUGCUCACCAGACGCCUCCGGAUGUGAAGAGAAGAAUGCCGUCAUCCACCGUCUCCUACAGUCAGGGGACAGCGCCGAUGGACGAGCGGAACCGUGCUGUGAAUGGUUUCGAUAAAGGUUCGGAGGACGGUGCUCGGACUCCCAUUGCGGAUGAUUCUCGAUUGAAAAAUGACGACCUCUUCUUGAAUAUCGCUAGGUCAGACUCCAGUCGUCGGGAGUCCCUAGGACGGUCGGACCUCAGACGAUCACGGUUUAGGAUGUCGGGGAGUGGCCUUCGCUCUCCAGCCUCCCGUACGUACGAGCAAACCCCGUCCCCCGAUCAACUAAGGUCGAAUACCUACGAUAGCCCCUUGCAUUCCAACAAUGGCUCCCCUUCCAAUGUUCACAGCUCUGGAGCGUACUCCUAUUCAGUUUCUGCCCACCCGCUAGAAGAUCAUUCCCGAUCCCAUCAUUCGAGCUACGCCCCCAGCUCGAGGAGCACAAUCGGCCUUCAGCGCAGCCGACAAAGCAAUGCGGGCCCCGACUCGUCGCCUCAUCAUGCAGAGUCCAAUAUAGAACGUCGAGCAUCUUUACAAGACCCUCGACUCUUUCGCCAUUCGACGCUGUCGACGAUUCGAAGCAGCCGACAAGUUUCCACAUCCGAAGCCACAGAACGUGCGCGUGUCGAGCCCGAUCGAUCUCGACUGGAUGGAACGGAGUCAACCUUAUCUACCACGGCCCCAUCUACCGUCUGGGAUGAACUAGAGGAUCUUAAGUCGCGAAUCCGCAAAUUAGAGUUGACCGGGAAACUACCGCCCUCUUCCCAAGAGGCUAUCUCGGCUUCCGAGCGGCCACGAACUGCAACAACUACUGUAACUACUGUCUCAUCUUCACCGAAACAUGGGCGCAGAACAAGCAAUCCAUCCGCCGAUGCUGACACCAUCACGGUCAACCCCGUGCACCCAAUUCUACAAUCGGCAAUGGCGAAGGCUAAGAAUGUGUUGAGCAACGGCGUGUACAGUACUUUGGAAGCCACCGUAAUAGACGCACUCACGUUGUCGAACCUCCUGGGCUCCAGUAAAGCACCAUCUAGUGGUGCUUCUGGCAUAAAUGGAUACAGUUCGUCUGAGAGACAGUCCAGGCGGAAGGCAGACAGCGUUUGUCGGAGCUUGACUGAACUUUGUCUGGCAUUGUCGGAUGAGCAAAUACGUAAACAGCAUGCCUGCGCAGAGGCGGGAGCACAGCAGUGCAACGGCACUAAUGAAGGGACAUCCACGCCUAUGCUGACGCACCAGCAAACCAACCAAGACCCUGAAGGGAUAUCCCGACGGCGAAGCACUCGUGUCGCGAGCAGACUUGAGGCACGCCGGGCGAGUUUGGUCAACCCCAGUGCUAGUCCGUCCGCGGAAAAUAGUAGCAAUACCAACCGGAGUAGUGACUCGACACUUGAGUCCCAACAGACGCAGUCACUCAAAACCUCCGUUCCAAUGAGUCGACUCAAUCGACUUUCAACUUCGUUACGGAUGAAGAGACUCCAAACAGAAGAUGAGACUGCGGCGAGUGCAAGCCCUCACAGUCGGUCGAUUUCAAGGAGUAUGACGGAAAGCGAGACUCCUGCGUCCUCGCAUCGCUCACCACGGAUGUCGUAUGGGUACACAACGUCUCAGUCAGCCUCGGAAUCCCAAGAGGUUCAGACCCCAAGAUUUUCAUCUCAAACCCAACAGUCACAGCUGCCUCAGCCUCGCACGCCGACUGUUUCACAGUCUGGCAUUCCACUUCGCCGAAGUCUCAUAACUCCGACCAGCUAUACUCCCGCAACACCUCGAACAAACAUCCAAGCGGGCUCUCGGCGGUACGGUCUAUCUACUGCCACGAUCAAUGGAGCGAACGAAAAUGUGUCCUUCGCGCAACAGGAGCCUUCUCAGACCCGUAUCCAUGCCCCCUCCAGCAAACUAGCCACAAGUUACACUACUAUUUCGCAAAACCGUCUCCGAGCCAACAGCCUAGGAACUCGCAGAUUCGGCCUGAGACACCGACCAGUGGCUGGCGUUGACGGCGUUGUAAAUCUAGAUGACAGCAUUGAUUGA